Molecule: messenger RNA, 4576 nt
Organism: Loxodonta africana (African savanna elephant)
Lineage: Eukaryota; Metazoa; Chordata; Mammalia; Proboscidea; Elephantidae
Gene: WWC2
Product: WW and C2 domain containing 2
Exons: 23
Coding region: 19-3594 (1191 amino acids)
Biological process (GO): regulation of DNA-templated transcription; negative regulation of organ growth; cell migration
Cellular component (GO): cytoplasm
Molecular function (GO): molecular adaptor activity; kinase binding
Source: RefSeq, a predicted model, not a curated record
CCGGCGAGGCCGCCGACCAUGCCUAGGAGGGCCGGGAGCGGGCAGCUGCCGCUACCCCGGGGCUGGGAGGAGGCCAGGGACUACGACGGCAAGGUCUUCUACAUCGACCACAACACCAGGAGGACCAGCUGGAUCGACCCCCGGGACAGGUUAACGAAGCCCUUGUCGUUUGCUGAUUGUGUUGGGGAUGAGCUGCCAUGGGGAUGGGAAGCAGGGUUUGACCCUCAGAUUGGUGUCUACUACAUCGAUCACGUCAACAAAACCACACAGAUAGAAGAUCCGAGAAAACAAUGGAGAGGAGAACAGGAGAAAAUGCUCAAGGACUAUCUCUCAGUGGCUCAGGAUGCGCUUAGGACGCAGAAGGAGCUGUACCACGUGAAGGAGCAGAGACUGGCUCUGGCCCUGGAUGAAUAUGUACGAUUAAACGAUGCUUAUAAGGAGAAGUCAAGUUCUCGCACAAGCUUGUUCUCAGGAUCUUCAUCCAGUACUAAAUAUGAUCCCGAUAUUUUAAAAGCUGAGAUCUCCACUACGCGAUUAAGGGUUAAAAAGCUGAAGAGGGAACUCUCACAGAUGAAGCAAGAAUUGCUCUACAAAGAGCAAGGCUUUGAAACAUUGCAACAAAUUGAUAAAAAAAUGUCUGGAGGCCAGAGUGGGUAUGAACUUAGUGAAGCCAAAGCCAUCCUGACGGAACUGAAAUCUAUCAGAAAGGCUAUCAGCUCAGGAGAAAAAGAAAAACAAGAUCUGAUGCAGAGCCUUGCUAAGCUGCAGGAACGGUUUCAUUUGGAUCAGAGCAUUGGCAGGUCUGAGCCGGACCUGAGGUCCAGUCCUGUGGACUCCGAUUUGUCCCUCUCCAGGCAGACCCUUGAUGCUGGCUCGCAGACGAGCAUCUCUGGCGACAUUGGAGUGAGAAGCAGAUCAAACUUAGCAGAAAAGGUCAGGCUAAGCCUACAGUAUGAAGAAGCCAAAAGAAGUAUGGCCAACUUAAAAAUCGAACUGUCAAAGCUGGACAGUGAGGCCUGGCCUGGGGCACUGGAUAUUGAGAAGGAGAAGCUGAUGUUGAUUCACGAAAAGGAAGAACUUUUGAAAGAGCUUCAGUUUGUCACUCCCCAGAAACGCACUCAGGGUGAACUGGAGCGCCUGGAAGCUGAGAGGCAGCGGCUGGAGGAAGAGCUGCUGUCGGUGAGGAGUGUACCCAGCCAAGCUCUGGCCGAGAGAUUGAAAUUGGAAGAGAGAAGAAAAGAGCUCCUACAGAAACUUGAAGAAACCACUAAAUUAACUACUUACUUACAUUCACAACUGAAAAGCCUCUCCGCCAGCACUCUGUCCAUGUCUUCUGGGAGCAGCCUGGGCUCCCUGGCAUCCAGCCGGGGAUCUCUGAACACCUCCAGCAGAGGGUCGCUCAACUCCCUCAGCUCCAGUGAGCUCUAUUACAACAGCCAGGGCAAUCAGAUAGACACGGAUUAUCAGUAUAAACUGGAGUUCCUUCUGCAAGAGAAAGGUGGUUACGUUCCUUCUGGACCCAUCACCACCAUCCACGAAAACGAAGUGGUUAAGUCCCCCAGCCAGCCUGGCCAGAGUGACCCCUGUGGGGCGGCAGCCACAGCAACCAACCACACUCCCCCACUGACUGAGGUCCCCAAGUCUGUGACGUCGCUGUCCUCCAGGUCCUCCCUUUCCUCCGUGUCCCCUCCUGGCUCUCCCUUGGUCUUGGACGGUGCAUAUCCGCUAUCUUCUCAUGAGGCACCUCUCCAGCUCACUGCUGACUUUGAAGACUGUGAAUUGAGUAACCAUUUUGCAGACAUUGGUCUCAGUGAAAAUCCGAUAUUGCUGGAUUCUGAUUCGGGAGUAGCAUCCAGGUCCUUUUUAGAGGACAAAGAUCUUAACGAGUGUGCUAGGGAGCCGUUAUAUGAAGGAGCCACAGAUGUGGAAAAAACUUUACCCAGGAGGAGAGCAACCCACUUGCCUGGGGAGAAGUUGGCUUGUGUGUCUGCUGCUGUGUCGGAUGAAUCUGUGGCUGGAGACAGUGGUGUCUAUGAAGCUUUCGUGAAACAGCCUGGUGAAAUCGAAGACACCGCGUAUAGCGAGGAGGACGUUGCCGUCAUGGAGACUGCCCAGGUGCAGAUAGGGCUCAGAUAUGAUGCAAAAAGUUCAAGUUUCAUGGUGAUUAUAGCACAACUCCGAAAUCUUCAUGCCUUCUUGAUACCUCAUACUUUAAAAGUCUAUUUCAGGGUUGCUGUACUUCCCUCCUCCACUGAUGUCAGCUGUCUGUUCCGAACAAAAGUCCAUCCAGCCACAGAAUCCGUUCCAUUCAAUGAUGUAUUCAGAGUGGCCGUUUCCCAAUCAGCCUUACAGCAGAAGACGCUGAGAGUAGAUCUUUGCUGUGUCACUUCGCACCGAAGGGAAGAGUGCCUGGCUGGAACUCAGAUCAGCCUAGCCGAUCUACCAUUUUCCAAUGAGAUUUUCACUCUAUGGUAUAAUUUGCUUCCGUCCAAACAAAUGCCUUGCACAAAGAAGGAAGGAGAAAACGACGACUCUGUCUUCCAACUAAACCAGCCAUCUGUAGACUCUGUAGACUUGGAUGCAGUGUCAGCCUUACUUGCAAGAACGUCAGCUGAGCUGCUGGCUGUGGAGCAAGAAUUAGCACAGGAAGAAGAGGAAGAGGACCUAGGGCAAGAAGAAGAGCAAAGAGGUCCAGAUUGGUCAGCCAGGCUAAGAGAGGCUUCAGAUGACCUUGUGACUGAAGAAGAGACUACAGUUAAAGUGCCAGAGGGCGGUAGCUGUACAGAAGACUUAAAUUCCAGCACGAAUGUGUCUGAGACAAAUGAAGACAAGAGUAGGAACGAAAAUGACGGUGCCCAAGACCCUGGGAGUCAGCCGCCCGCUGGAAUGCCCACCCUGGUCGAUAAAGAGACAAACACUGACGAAGCCGUUAACAACGGAGCAGCAGUUCGCCCCAAAGACCGCGGCGGCCUGGGCUCCCGCCAGCAUCCCCUUGUGAGAAGCAGCGUGAUAGUGCGCUCACAGACCUUUUCACCGGGAGAGCGGAGCCAGUACAUCUGCAGGUUAAAUCGGAGUGACAGUGACAGCUCAACUCUGGCUAAAAAGUCACUCUUCGUGAGAAACUCCAGCGAACGGCGCAGUUUGAGGGUUAAAAGGACCGUUUGCCAGCCAGUCCUUAGAAGAGCAGCACAAGAAUGCCCGGUGCGUACAUCUCUAGACUUAGAACUGGAUCUCCAGGCAUCUCUGACCCGACAGAGCCGCCUCAAUGAUGAGCUGCAGGCCCUGAGGGGCUUGCGGCAAAAGCUGGAGGAACUGAAGGCUCAAGGAGAGACCGACCUCCCGCGGGGUGUGCUGGAGGAUGAGAGGUUCCAGAAGCUCCUGAAACAAGCUGAGAAGCAGGCUGAACAGUCAAAAGAAGAACAGAAACAAGAUUUGAAUGCCGAGAAGUUGAUGCGGCAAGUCUCCAAGGAUGUGUGUCGGCUUCGGGAGCAGAGCCAAAAGGUGCCCCGGCAAGUGCAGUCCUUCAGGGAGAAGAUUGCGUACUUCACCAGAGCGAAGAUCAGCAUCCCAUCCCUGCCGGCUGAUGAUGUAUAAUUACAUAGUUUUAGGAAUUAUUUUUUUUACCCGCUCACGUUGUUAGGGAGGGUGAAAAAGUGAACAUUUGUUCUGUUUUGAUUGUAACAUAAUUAUCAACUCUUAAAGAGCUUUUAUUUCACAUCAGAUUUUCAACAUAUUAAUUUGUAAAAUACCUUGAAUGUAAUUCUUAUAUGUUUUUUUUAAAAAUCAGAUAACCAAAAUGGAAUAAUCUGGUACACAAAUGUUGUACAGUAUGUGUGCAUUGCCUCUGGGCUUUAUUUUAUAAAAAAUGGAAUAGAGGCAGUACCAGGGUAUGUCCUAUUGAGCUGACUGUUGAGAAGAAACUUGUUCAGCAGAAGGUGGCUUUCGCUUUUCGUGAGUCUUCUUGUGAGUCCACUGUGAAGAUGGCAGCCACGCGAUGUGGGAUUUUUGUACAGAGUGCAGCUCUUUUCAGUUUGAAAUUUAACGUGAGUGUAAGUUUCACUUCAGAGUUUCAAGUCCACCUGAAACAGGGGCCGUGUUUAUUUUCGUCACCUGUGGUGGAACACUUUGUUUCCUUGAAACCAUUUCCUUUUUGUCCUUUUAUAUUUGUCUAAAGAAAACAAAAACAUGAAUAUUGAGUGCAAGAAUAUAAAAAAAUGCAAAGGAGCAGCACUCCUGGAACCACUCAUGGUUUAUUACAUUGAGGGUAGAGGAGAUUAGAGGAAAAAACAGUUACCCUAAGAUACACGAAAUCCUUAGGUGAGCAGCUGCUGCUUCUGACUCAGCGGGAUUCACGCAGGUGUGCAAACAUGAGUUUCUGGCGUGCACCCAUGAUGCUGUGUCCUGGGCGUGCGGAUGGCGCCCAGGAGAUGAAUGCUGUGGCGGGUGUGCCAAGGUAGAGUCCUGGUGGUGCGGAGGGAAACGCAUCAGCGCGCGCUGGGCGAAACCAGAACAGAGGAGAGGGCAUCUUGGUGGACUCAGAGUUGCCGCAAAUAAAGCAAUACUUUGUCAAAUGGAA